GGCGGGCUUUGCUUUGAAUGGAUAGCGGAAGUCGGUGUGGACGGUGAGCUUGCAUUUUGACAGCGUUGGACAGAACUGGUUCAGAGCCCUUUGAUUGUAGUAGAGGAAACGUGCUUGAUAACCAUCAUGGUGGAUUCUCAGUACUACCUCCCCAAUGAUAUUGGGAUCUCAGCUCUGGAUUGUGCGGAAGCCUUCCGACUGCUGUCUCCCAAGGAGAAGUUGUAUGCACAUUACCUCUCUCGGGCAGCUUGGUAUGGUGGUCUCGUGGUGCUGCUGCAGACCUCCCCGGAGUCUCCCACCAUCUAUGUGCUCUUGCAGAGAAUAUUCCGGAAGCAGCCCCCUGCAGAGCUGGAGGCCGUGGCAACUGCAGCAGGGCUGACCUCAGAGGAAUACCAGGCAUUUCUUGUAUAUGCUGCGGGGCUUUAUGCCAACAUGGGAAACUACAAGUCAUUUGGUGACACCAAGUUCAUCCCCAAUCUGCCAAAGGAAAAGUUCAAGGCACUGGUGUGGGAGAGUCAGGCCUAUAAGGAACGCCCUGAUGAGAUCGAGGUGCUGUGGAACAGCUGCUCCAAUCUCCUUUACUCCUUAGAAGACAAGCAGAAACAGCUUGGUCUUGGGGACAAGGGAAUCACCACAUACUUCUCAGGGAAUUGCUGUUUAGAAGAUGCUGAGUUGGCUCAGAAAUUUCUUGACUCCAAGAACCUGAGUGCCUACAACACCCGUCUGUUUAAGAAGGAGUGUGGUGGAAAGCGCUGCUAUGAGGUGCGCCUUGCUUCUGCAGUGAAGAAGGACUGUGCUGUAGAAGGUGAAGCAGAGAGUCGCUGUGGCACGUUUGAGUUUGAGAAUGCAUCAUUUACUGUUUGCAGAGGAGACUAUGCACUUCUUAUGGAAAAAGUGAGCCAUAACCUGGAGAAAGCUAAGGCUUACGCUUCAGAUGAGAACCAGACACGCAUGCUGGAGGAGUAUGUCCGCAGUUUCACCUACGGUUCUGUGGACGCUCAUAAAGAGGGCUCCCGUUACUGGAUCAAAGACAAGGGACCUAUUGUGGAGAGUUACAUUGGCUUCAUCGAGAGCUACAGAGAUCCGUUUGGGUCAAGAGGAGAGUUUGAAGGGUUUGUUGCUGUGGUGAAUAAGGCCAUGAGUGCUCGCUUUGCACGGCUGGUGAGCUCAGCUGAGGUCUUGCUGCCAGAGCUGCCCUGGCCAUCAGCUUUUGAGAAGGACCGCUUCCUCAAACCUGAUUUCACAUCGUUGGAUGUGCUCACCUUCGCCGGCAGUGGCAUCCCUGCAGGAAUCAACAUUCCAAACUAUGACGACAUCCGACAAACAGAGGGCUUUAAGAACGUGUCCCUUGGGAAUGUGCUGGCUGUGGCGUAUGCCACCCAGAAAGAAAAGCUGACUUUCCUUGAUGAAAAAGACAAGGAUCUCUAUAUCAAAUGGAAAGGCCCUUCUUUUGAGGUGCAGGUUGGACUUCAUGAGCUUCUGGGCCAUGGUAGUGGAAAACUCUUUGUCCAGGACGAUAAGGGAAACUUCAACUUUAAUCAGGCUGAGGUUCGUAAUCCAGAGACAGGAGAGUUGAUCUCCAGCUGGUACAAAGGCAGUGAGACGUGGGACAGCAAGUUCUCCACCAUUGCGUCCUCAUAUGAGGAGUGCAGGGCAGAGUGUGUGGGGCUCUACCUCUGUCUGAACAAGCAGGUGCUGGGGAUCUUUGGCCACGAAGGUGAAGAGGCAGAGGAAGUGGUGUAUGUAAACUGGUUAAACAUGGUCCGUGCUGGCUUGCUGGGCUUGGAGUUCUACACACCAGAGAGCAAGAGCUGGAGACAGGCUCACAUGCAGGCUCGUUUUGUGAUUCUGCGUGUGCUGCUGGAAGCAGGAGAAGGACUGGUGAGCCUAAGUGAGACCACAGGUGCAGAUGGCCGACCCGACGCUCUCAUCACGCUUGACCGCAGCAAAGUUCACACAGUGGGCAAGAAUGCCAUUCAGAAGUUCCUCUGCAGGCUGCAGGUGCACAAGUCAACGGCUGAUGUGGAAGGAGGCCGGGCCUUGUAUCAGGGGUAUUCUGCAGUGACUUCCGACGGUUCUCAUGACUUCCUGCGCCUCAGAGAGACUGUGCUGCUCCGCAAGGAGGCCCGCAAGAUGUUUGUCCAGGCCAACACUUGUGUCAAAGGUGAAGCAGUAGAAUUGGAGGAGUAUGAAUCUAGUGCUGCAGGGCUGAUCCAGUCCUUUACCGAGCGCUUCACUGACGAUGCUGAAGAAGUGGAAGCUCAUCUGCUGGAAAUGGCCUCCAAGGAUUCUACCUGCUGGUGCUGAGAGUAUAUUACACCUUCACCCUGAGAGCCAGAGACCACAUUGAGCCAGCAGGUAGACGCUGCCUCGCCGUAAUGCUGAAAUCUGAUUACGAAAGGGAGCACAGGCUGCCCUGGACGAGGCAGUAGGAAAUUUCCCAAGAAAAUUAGAGGAUCACUUGAAGGAACGCUUAAAUUCAGACACACAUGCACAAUGCUUAAGGCUUUACUCGUUCAAUCACUCACAAUUCAAACUUCAUGUUUUUUUUCCCUCAGCAAUCUGUUCGCUAGUGUCAAAGAACAAAUCUAUGUCAGUUUAUAAUUCCAAGUAUUCGAACACUUCUCGGUAUCUGAGAUGGGACCACGGCCUACGCUUCCCACACAGAUGGAGAUGUGUUAAAGCUUCAAAGAAACAGAAUGUGCACUGUGAGGGUGGAGUGGGAGAAGCACUUAUGUAAUCCAAACAUGUUACACUUUCUUGAGUUAUUUUAGAACCAAUACUUUCUGCAUAAUCCACUACUAGUAUUCAUUGUUGCUGCAACACAUAUAAUUAGCUGAUUGAUUGUGAAAUUAUAAAGGAAAUGAACGGUUUAAGUGAGAGGUUCUAGGUUCCGAAUGGUUCCCAAAGUUGUUUGUGAUUUACUGACGUUUGAUUCCCUUGAAGGGGUGUAGUGUUGAAGUGUACUGUGUGUGAUUACAGAUUCCAGGAGCAUUUCCUACCAAAUAAAAGUCAUUAAUUUUCCAAA
Messenger RNA from Astyanax mexicanus (Mexican tetra), 3028 nucleotides. RefSeq names its product dipeptidyl-peptidase 3 (gene dpp3). The coding region runs from base 127 to 2307 and encodes 726 amino acids. Gene Ontology annotation, molecular function: dipeptidyl-peptidase activity; metalloexopeptidase activity. Gene Ontology annotation, biological process: proteolysis. Gene Ontology annotation, cellular component: cytoplasm. The transcript is spliced from 18 exons. The record is from RefSeq and is a predicted model, not a curated record. NCBI's taxonomy places the organism in Eukaryota, Metazoa, Chordata, Actinopteri, Characiformes, Acestrorhamphidae.